Molecule: messenger RNA, 3241 nt
Organism: Pundamilia nyererei
Lineage: Eukaryota; Metazoa; Chordata; Actinopteri; Cichliformes; Cichlidae
Gene: gpr17
Product: G protein-coupled receptor 17
Exons: 2
Coding region: 170-1180 (336 amino acids)
Biological process (GO): positive regulation of Rho protein signal transduction; phospholipase C-activating G protein-coupled receptor signaling pathway
Cellular component (GO): plasma membrane
Molecular function (GO): G protein-coupled receptor activity
Source: RefSeq, a predicted model, not a curated record
UAGGGGGGUUAUAGGACAGCAUUCCUCAUGUCAGAGCGCCAGUUUUUCCACACAGCGGCAGACGAACUAGCUGUCUUCACGUACAGCUCCCUGCUCCUGCACUGAUCAUCUCCUCUUUGUCUUCCAGCAGCAAAACUUUUCUUUUUAGGAGUGCCCGUCCAUCACCAAAAUGGAGUCUGCUACAAUGCAUCUGCCAUCCAAUCAGUCAUCAGAGAGCUGUGUAGUGUUGGAGACCACGAUCGAGAACCAGCUGUUUGGAUGGUUCUACCUCGUGGUUUUUGUUCUGGCGCUGAGCGGUAACAGUUUGGCUCUCUGGAUUUUCUCUCACCAGCGUGGCGUUUCUUCUCCAGCUAACGUCUUCCUGAUUCAUCUGGCUGUGGCAGACUUAUCGUACGUCAUCAUCCUCCCGCUCAGGGCCACCUACCACUUUACAGGAGGCCACUGGCCCCUGGGCGAGGUGCCCUGCCGGGUGGUGGGUUUUUUGUUUUAUGUCAACAUGUAUGCCAGCCUGUACUUCCUGGCCUGUGUAGCAGGGGAUCGAUACUUGGCUGUGGUUCACGCUGUGAGGUCACUGAAGAUUCGUCGCGCUCGCUAUGCUCAGAUCAUCAGCUUCUCUCUUUGGGUCCUAGUUACUGUCUCCAUGGCACCGCUGCUUGUCACCCAUCAGACUGCACAGGUGGACAACAUGACGGUGUGUUUGCAGCUAUACAGGGAGAAGGCCUCACGCAACGCUCUGAUCUCGCUGGCCGUCGCCUUCAUGCCGCCUUUCCUCGCCACUCUUUCCUGUUACCUCCUCAUCAUUCACAGCUUGCAUCGCGGCUCCAGGUUGGAGCCGGCGCUCAAGCUAAGGGCCCUGCGCACCAUUGGCCUGGUUAUGCUCAUCUACGUGAUCUGUUUUCUGCCUUAUCAUAUGAGUAGGGCCACCUUCAUCCUGGGCUACAGCCACCCAGACGUCUCAUGCCAGACACGCAGAGGCCUGAGCCUGGCCAACCGCCUCACCUCCUCCCUCACCUGCCUGAAUGGUGCUAUGGACCCGCUGGUCUACCUGUUUGGGGCGGAGAAGUUCCGCGGCACACUGCGGCGAUUGUUUUGUAAAGAUAAUGGCGGGAUGUCAGGGGCCACCAGCGGAGAGUUAAAGGGAACACAUGAGAGCUCUGUGAGUGCCAAAUCUGAGUUCUGAGGAAAAGCAGCUAGACUCAGACACCUGUGCAAACUUUUCCAUCACAAGCAGCUUCAGGUUGAUGAUACUUUGAUUGAUGCUGUUUCCAAAGGCUGUUUGAGAACCAAUUCUAGUGUCAUCCCCACACCAUUCCCACCAAAUCCUUAGAGAAUUAAACUGACAUCACCUUGACACUCAAAGAAUCCUGACUUCAGCAGCAAAGACGGUGGUAGAAGUUUAACUUCCAGGAGAGGAACAAAGAUCUUUAAAACCUAAAUUUGGGGCAAAGUUAGCAAACUUUUUAAAAUCAGUUAUAACUUCUGAUUCUGCACAGACUGUUUAUCUUGGUGACCACUGGAAUUAAAGUUGAUGAAGAUAAUGCUUCAAAAUAACUCCCACACACACAAGACUCGAGUAAAUCUCAUUCUUCUUUAACAAUUUAACGCAAUGGAGAAUGUUUAAAAGCAAAAUUACUGCAAUUAGAAGUAAAUAUGACAUUUGAUGAGUUUUCAAAAUGUACUGUUGGCUUGCUUUCAGCUCAGCAGAUCCCCUGUUUUUUACUGUAGUAGAUCUGGUUUCAUAAGACAGACAAUUUGUACUGGUUAGUGACGCCUUUGAUGUUCUGUUUAAGCUUCUUGUCGUUUACAUUAAAAGUUUUUUGGGUCCAUGUUAGAAACCAACUCUCAAACCAGUCAGAACUGUGCCCAAUACCUGCUAAUGUGGGACUCUCUGUACAAAAGCUAAGCUAUUUGAAUUUGUUUGGCUAUAAUUUUUGACAACUGACGGUUUUAAUAAUAAUCUUUAGAAAAGGUUUGUUGCAACAUAACAACUCACUUGUUCCGGAGAUGAAGCAAAAAACUAAUGAUGCAAAGUUUUUAAUUGCUUCUGCUGUCAUAUAUAAUACUUAAUGGGGGUUAAACUUGAGUACUAAUUGUUCCGCCUACUGCUUGUUGGAAAUCCAAAACAGCAAUUCAUUAUAUACAUAGUAAACUUUCAGUGUAUAUUUUCUAUUGUUUUUUUUAUACUGUAAGCCAAAUGUGAUGAAUAUGCAUCAGUCACAGUUGAUAAUAUUGUUGUUGUUUUUUCAUCUAAGGUGACAUAGGUUGUCCUUGCUUUGUGGAUAAUCAAAUGUGCGUGCACAUAGUUUAACACUAUAAGUGAAAUGUGAUGCGAUCCAUGUGAGAAUUUUAAAAACUCGUGUGAUCAUGUGUCGUCUCCUAAAGUACAAACAUCCAGUUAAAUUUUCAUUUGUUUGAAUUUUUAGUUUCAGGCCAAAUAUCUGGAAAAUGUUUAUGCUAAUUAGCAUUGCUAGCAUGCUAAUGCACCAAAUCAGGAAGUUAAACAGGGUAAGCAUUACAGGUAAGGUAAGCAUUAUACCUUUCAAAUAUUAGCACUGUAUGUUAGCAUGCUGGUGGACAUACCCACUAAGGCACUCACCAGCUUCUAGACUCCACAUUUUGAAGACUCACCAUUAGCACUGUGGCUGCUGUUGUGUGAGGUGAAGUUGAAGUGCUAAGUUGGUUUGCUGCAUCCAUAAAUUGUAUGGGUGAAAUCCACAAGCACAGAAAAGUGCUUAUUGGUGUUAAUUAAGUAACAGACUAAAAAAAAGCAAGAACAACAAGAAAGAACACAGUCCAGAAGUUCAGAUGAGUGACUCCUAUCACCAGUAUUAUGCUACAGUCAAGUUAAUGAACAAAGUCAUUGGCAUGGUGCUGUUGCCUUUGAAAUGGUUGCAGUCAGUUGCCAUUUUCAAGGCAAUUUUAGUGCUGUUUGCUAACAGUUUGCAAGUGAAUGAGGUCGAGUCAGCAAUCUGUUUGUUGUAAAAUGGCACGUGUGUUUGACUGCACAAACAGAAAUUCACAUUACCUACUUGCAUUCAGAAUUCAGAAAACCCACCACAAACAGUGAUGUAGUUUCUACAGGAUGGUGAUUUAACUGUAACAUGCAACCGCAAUUUAUAUAAGAAUAGAACCAAAGUAGAAGCAGUUCAGUUGAAUCUUGUAUUGUAAAAAAAAAAAGAUGUGUCACAGAGAAAUUGUCUCAGAAAAACAAACUGCGAUUGCCUUGCAAUCCAAAGUUGUU